This is a messenger RNA of Vitis vinifera (wine grape), 1805 nucleotides long. Its product is annotated as endoglucanase 8. Gene Ontology annotation, biological process: carbohydrate metabolic process. NCBI's taxonomy places the organism in Eukaryota, Viridiplantae, Streptophyta, Magnoliopsida, Vitales, Vitaceae. Bases 220 to 1746 code for a protein of 508 amino acids. Gene Ontology annotation, molecular function: hydrolase activity, hydrolyzing O-glycosyl compounds. The transcript is spliced from 7 exons. The record is from RefSeq and is a predicted model, not a curated record.
GCGCACAAUGGAGUUGAUUAAGGAUCUCUUUCAUAGGGCCUGGCACUAUGGAUCAGUCAAAGACGCUUUUCCUAUUUGCUCUAUCCCAACAUGAUUACAAACUUAAUUUGUCAAUCGGAAGAAUCAAUGGCGGAUCUAUGGGCUUAAAGAGUGUCCAAGAAAAGCUGCACUGUCAUCAUCUGUGUGCAAACUCUCUCCGAGUCUUGGGCUUCAUAAUUGAUGAUGAGUGGGGGAAACGUGAGGGUCCAACUAAGGGUGUUGAUGGUAGUGAUAGGAAUGAUGAUGAUGGUGGUUGGGAGGGUGACUUCACAGAAUUAUGAAGAUGCCUUGACCAAGAGCAUUUUGUUCUUUGAAGGCCAAAGAUCUGGGAGGUUGCCUCCUUCGCAGAGGAUGACUUGGAGGAAGGAUUCUGCGCUUAAUGAUGGCACAGAGAGCAAUGUGGACUUGGUAGGAGGAUACUAUGAUGCUGGAGACAAUGUAAAAUUCAAUUUUCCAAUGGCAUUCACCACAACCCUUCUAGCAUGGAGUGUGUUGGAAUUUGGGCAGUUCAUGGGCUCAGACCUGCAAUAUGCACUAGAUGCAAUUCGAUGGGGCACUGACUACUUCCUCAAGGCAACGAGCAUCCCUGGCACUGUCUUUGCUAUAGUUGGUGAUCCAUAUGGUGACCAUAGUUGCUGGCAAAGGCCUGAAGACAUGGACACCCCUCGGACUUCAUAUGCCGUUACAACAACAAACCCGGGCUCAGAAGUCUCAGCAGAGAUGGCUGCUGCCCUUGCAGCCUCUUCCAUGGUAUUUCAGGCUUAUGAUGCUCAAUAUUCCCUUACACUUCUCAACCGGGCUGCAAUGGUGUUCGACUUUGCAGAUAUGUAUAGGGGUUCCUAUAAUGAUGUUUUUGGUGCGCUCGUCUGCCCAUAUUAUUAUUGUGAUGGCAGCGGUUAUGCGGAUGAAUUGAUUUGGGCAGCAGCAUGGUUGUACAAGGCAACUAAUAACCAGUCUUAUUGGGAUUAUGUUCUUAAGCACAUUAACAGCUUGCCGCAGUAUAUAAAGAGGAUGGAUACGGAUGGAAUGCCAGUAUCUGGGGGUAGCUUUGCAGAAUUUGGAUGGGAUUCAAAACAUGCAGGCAUUAACAUCCUUGUUUCCAAGUUGGUAAUAGAUAGACAACUCAACCCUAGUCCCUUUGUCUUCAACGCUGACAAAUUUGCAUGUUCCAUAUUGCCUGAAUCACCAACGAAAUCUGUCACAUACUCUCCAGGUGGCCUUCUAUUCAAACCUGGAUCGUGUAACAUGCAACAUGUAACAGCACUGUCCUUUCUUCUUCUUGUUUAUUCCCGCUACUCAAAUGAUGCCCAAAGAGGCAUUCAGUGCGAUAAUUUUGUUGUCCCUCCUUCUAGGCUUGUGCAAGUCGCCCAAAGCCAGGUGGAUUACAUCUUAGGAAAAAAUCCAUUGGGUAUGUCAUACAUGGUGGGAUAUGGAAACAGCUUUCCGCAGAGGAUACACCAUCGAGCCUCAUCCUUACCUUCCGUGGAUGCAUACCCCGCUCACAUCGACUGUCAAGGCGGAUCGCAGUACUUUCAAACAGAAAAUCCUAAUCAAAACUUACUAAUAGGAGCUGUUGUUGGAGGACCUGCAGCAGAUGAUUCAUAUGUAGAUUUUCGCAUUGAUGUUUCACAAUCAGAGCCAAUCACGUAUAUAAAUGCUCCUCUUGUGGGGGCAUUAGCAUACUUCAAAGCAUUUCCAUCCUCAUAGAAUGUCUUAUUACAAUGAGCUCACUUGAACAGGGUAUUGUUUUAUUUUUGCUAUCUAAA